AAAAGACCAAAUUUUGAAAUUUUGAAUUUCAAAAUUCAAAAAAUUUGAAAUUUAAAAAAGUAAAAAUUUCAGGAAGCAGGACAACUUCUCUUAACUUCUACCGUUUUGUUCUCCAUCAAGUUUCAGUUCUUUUUGCAUGAUCCUAUGAAUCUUCAGAUGGAUUCAUACAAAGACUCUGGCUAUCUGUACAAACUAGUCGUGCUAAACUUGGAAGGGUCUGUUGUUACUGCGUCAUGUUUGGAUUACCUCACAGCUCUCACUUCGUUGAAGUCGCUAAAUGUCAAUAGAUCUCACCUUUUAGAUGAUGGAUGUGAGAAGUUUUUGGGUAAGUGGAAGACAUUUGUUAUCUGCCAAAAAGAACUGACUAAAGCAAAACCAUUCCACAUUGUUAGCCAACCGUUUUAUAUCUGCAGCACUCAGCAGUUUGAAAGAGUUAAAUCUGGGAUUUAACAAUAUCAUGGAUACAUGAAUUUGUUGUGUAUCAUAAUAUUUUAUAUGUAUCAUGAAGUUUUGAAAAUUGUUAUAAUGUAUCAUUCAAUAAGUUUAGUAAAUGCGUCAUCAACUGUGCUUGAUGAUACAUAUAGAAUCAGUGUGUACAGUGUUUAGUCAAUGCAUUGAUACAUGUAGUAGAUAUGUAUCACAUGUUUUGCAUGUAGUAUGAAUUCCUGAAAACUGAUAUCAUGUAUCAGUAAGGUAUUAGUUGUUUAGUUGAUGUACUGAUACAUGUUUUGAA
This is a messenger RNA of Solanum pennellii, 733 nucleotides long. RefSeq lists its product as uncharacterized. The record is from RefSeq and is a predicted model, not a curated record. Lineage: Eukaryota; Viridiplantae; Streptophyta; Magnoliopsida; Solanales; Solanaceae. The transcript has 3 exons. Bases 145 to 450 code for a protein of 101 amino acids.